GUCGAAAAGACGCGCGUUAUGGCGGCUUUGAAGUAAACAAAGCACUAUGAAAGUGUGAUCUGUACACCUGCAUUGUAACUCAAACAAGUACUGUCAUCUCCCUGACAUGGACUGUGUUGUGACAGGGGGCAACGUGAAAGUGCUGGCCAAGGCCAUCCACUCUCUGUCCAGGAUAGGUGAUGAGUUGUACCUGGAGCCACAGGAGGAUGGGCUGGCUCUGCGUUCAGUGAACUCAUCCCGCUCAGCCUACGCGUGCUUCCUUUUCUCCCCACUCUUCUUCAGCAGGUACACCAUUCCCUUAGGACAUGCUUUUCGCUGCAAGAUGGCUAUCAAGUGUGUACAGGCUGUGUUCAGGUCCCUGUCGUCUCUGGAGAAGACAGUAGAGAAGUGUCACAUUGAACUGGAUGGAGAGACGAGUCGUCUCACCUUCACCCUGCACUGCAAACAUGGGCUGCUGAAGACACACAACCUGUCAUUCCAGGACAGUGAGAGUCUGCAGGCCGUGUUUGAUAAAGAGAGCUGUGCCAACAUGCUUCGCGCCCAGCCCAGGUUGCUGGUUGACACGGUGCUGCACUUCCCUCCCUCUCUGGAAGAGGUGAGUGUGUCAGUGAGUGGAGAACGAGUGUGGUUCAGGAACCAUGUAGAUGACGAGGCAGAGCAAUCCAAAGCCAUGCUGACUGAACUGUGUUUGAGUUCUGAUGAGUUUGACCACUUUGCUGUCGGAGCUCAGACCAGCAUCACAUUCUGCCUAAAGGAGCUGAGGGGCUUGCUGGUGUUUGCAGAAUCCACAGGUCUCCCAGUCUCAAUGUAUUUUGAUGAGCCAGGCAGUCCUGUGGUGUUAAGUGUAACAGACAGUGUUCUGGAGGUGAACUUCGUGCUUGCCACUCUGUCUGAUGACUCCAACCUCUGUAACCAUAACAAUAACACAAAACGAGCUCGUUCGCCGCCACCUCCUGACGACUUUAUGACUGACGACAUUGACUCUUAUCUCAUCGCCAUGGAGACCAGUGAAUUAGCGGGUCCCUCCGAUGCCCUUGCGCCCCGGUCCCCCUCGUCCAAUCACACGCUUACAACUCAGCCAUCUGCAGCCAUGCGCAGUCUAGAGAGAGGAGAGGAGGAGGAGGAAGAUACCGAGGACACUGAAAGACCUCCAAAUAAAAAGUUCCGCUCGCUCUUUUUCGGGUCAGUCUGUCCCUCUGAUUCUCAACUGACCAAUCAGACGAUCAAGAGCCAGGAAGUGCUGGCCAGUGACAGCGAGGACGACACCCAAGCAUCAUUGCCGUGACCUGGGGUGGUGGAGUUGAAGCCACGUGUGUUUGUGUGUGUAUGUGUUUGGGAGAAACCCACUUAUAGAAUCCCUUGGAAUAAUUUUUUCGAAUAUGGAUUUGAAAAAAUCCAGACCUUUCUAGUUCUAAUGACCGUUGCAGCUUUGAGAGGAAAGUCUGCGCUCAGUAGGUCCUCUGAGGGACAGUGAUGGGACAUUCAGACUUUUUAUUGGACCAUGGUAUCACACUGGGGACUCUGGAAUUAUGAGGAAAUGGACAACAAGUACUUCCUGUUUAUGAUGGCAUGUCAAUGAUCAAUGUACACAAGCUCUAGAAUUAAAAAAAAAAACAUUUUUUAUUUUCAAGUCUA
Messenger RNA from Salvelinus namaycush (lake trout), 1635 nucleotides. It is a transcript of the gene rad9a, whose product is annotated as RAD9 checkpoint clamp component A. The transcript has 13 exons. Lineage: Eukaryota; Metazoa; Chordata; Actinopteri; Salmoniformes; Salmonidae. Gene Ontology annotation, biological process: DNA repair; mitotic intra-S DNA damage checkpoint signaling; cellular response to ionizing radiation. Gene Ontology annotation, cellular component: checkpoint clamp complex. The record is from RefSeq and is a predicted model, not a curated record. Bases 107 to 1285 code for a protein of 392 amino acids.